Molecule: messenger RNA, 1360 nt
Organism: Loa loa (African eye worm)
Lineage: Eukaryota; Metazoa; Nematoda; Chromadorea; Rhabditida; Onchocercidae
Product: fructosamine kinase, variant
Exons: 8
Coding region: 236-1081 (281 amino acids)
Source: RefSeq, a predicted model, not a curated record
UUGCAGUGAAUUAAUUAUCUGUCAUCUUUUACGAAAGUUUGUCUCUCUACGUACGCUUUGAGCUUUUGAAAAUUUUAUCGGAAUUGUUAUUCAUGCAGCAAAAAUCGAAUGGAAGAAGUGAUACGAAAACAGUUGGGAUUGAAAAUGCUCGAACCAUUCGGUGGUACAGCUGGUGGAUGUAUCAGUAAAGGAAGUGGUUAUCAUUCUGAUCUUGGUGACCUGUUUAUCAAAUUUAAUGAACGUGAGAAUGCUAAGCGUAUGUUCGAUGGAGAAUUCGCAAGCCUGGAAGCUAUUUAUCGUACAGAAACAAUACGUGCACCAAAGCCAAUCAAGGUCUCUAAGAACUAUUCAGCAAUUAUUGGAAAUAACUAAAAUUAAAAGUUUUAAAAGUAUAUCCGAUAGCAACCGGCAUUGUUUGGUUACGGAAUACAUUGACUUACAUGGUUCUUCAAAACCCUCACAGCUUGGUCGAGAUUUGGCACGGAUGCAUAUGCAUAAUGCAUUUUUGUUGAAAGAAAAAGAGCGUGCAAGUAGUUUUGUUGGCGGUCAGGAAAAAGCCGCUGAACCAAUUACACAGUUCGGAUUUCAUGUACCCACUUGUUGUGGUUAUUUGCCCCAAAUGAACGAAUGGUGCGAUGAUUGGAUGAAUUUCUUCGUGCAGAAUCGAUUGAAAUAUCAAAUCGACAUGCUGUUGGAAAAACAUGGUGACAGAGAUAUGCUUUCAUUAUGGCCUCAGUUGGAACGAAAAAUCCCGACAUUCUUCAAGGAUACUGGGAACAUUGUUCCAGCUCUCGUCCACGGAGAUUUGUGGUCUGGAAACUAUUCGUAUUGUGCGGAUGGCCCAGUAGUUUUUGACCCUGCUUCAUUUUAUGCACACAGUGAAUAUGAACUUGGUAUAAUGAAAAUGUUCGGAGGCUUCGGUAGCGUGGUUUAUUCUGCUUAUCACGAAAUCAUUCCUAAAGCGAAAAACAUUCAGAAACGUGUUCAGUUGUACGAACUGUUCCACCAUCUAAAUCAUUGGAAUCAUUUCGGUAGUGGAUACAAGAGUGGCACAAUUUCCAUUAUGUAUUCUUUAUCUUGAGGAUUGCAAACGUGGUUAUUGCACAGUGAAAAUAAUAAAAUGAUAUUGAAUUUAUGCGUUUUAUUGGAGUCAACAUGUGAUGAAGAAUAAUGUGAUAUCGGUCAUCUGUGCAUCUCUGCACAUAAUUCGUUACGGUCGGAGAACAAGUGGUAUACUAACAAAUGGAUUGUUUUCCUUUCCUGUGUGUUUUCCUGCAAAAUCUCGACUUCAUGGGUUCUGAUAAUAAUUGAAAAUAAAAUUACUAUUGUAGCUGUAUAUUAUUGCGCUAUAAAUAUUUUG